UGCAAUCUUUUCCAGUCGACGCCGGCUUGUUCAUCAAUCAAUUCGCCGUCCUGUAAAGCAAAAAUGAUGCGUUCCAUUGACGUCUACGUCAAAACCAUAGCUCCUCCGGUCCGUUCAAUUCUGUUCUCGAUCUUUACCUCUAAGCAGAAACCGCCGUCGCUUUCGCUUCCGUUGCACUUCUCUUUGCGGUCGUUUUCCGAUACUCCCUCUCGAUGUUUCUCCAAUGUCCUACCGAUCUCCAAUUCUCCGGUUUACGGGAUUGGAACGAUACGAAACCUCGGUUAUCACUUCACUGCGAGGGCUAUCUCUUCGUCUUCAUCGACGACUGCCUCCGUCGCUUUGGUUCAGCCGCAGCAGACACAGCAGCAGCAGACUGAGAAUCUAACGGUGGUUGAUGAUGAGAAUCGUGGAGGCUUACAGGAGCAUCUUUCUAUUCCUGUACGAGCUUAUUUCUUCUCCACUAGCGUUGAUUUGAAAAGCUUAAUUGAGCAUAACAAGCAGAACUUCAUCCCACCUACCUCGCGAAUGACUAACUAUGCUGUUCUUAAGUUCGGCAAUCAUUCUGAUCCCACUGGUACUAAUGCUGGAUGUAUAAGUGGGAGUGAGUGUAUUUACAUGGUAGUGUAUCAGUAUGGAUCGAUUGUGUUAUUUAAUGUACGGGAACACGAGGUUGAUGAGUAUCUUAAAGUGGUGGAGAGGCAUGCUUAUGGUUUGCUUCCUGAAAUGAGAAAAGAUGAGUAUGAAGUAAGAGAGGAUCCAAAUCUGAACAAAUGGAUGGAGGGAGGACUGGAUGUUAUCAUGUUGCAGUUCUUGAAUAUUGAUGGGAUCAGAACCAUUGGCAGUGUUCUGGGGCUUAGUAUUGCUCUCGAUUACUACGAAGGGCAGGUAACCAUAUCAAAUCCAUACACAUAUUUUGGAUUGUGA
This is a messenger RNA of Camelina sativa (false flax), 924 nucleotides long. Lineage: Eukaryota; Viridiplantae; Streptophyta; Magnoliopsida; Brassicales; Brassicaceae. The record is from RefSeq and is a predicted model, not a curated record.